Messenger RNA from Procambarus clarkii (red swamp crayfish), 813 nucleotides. The record is from RefSeq and is a predicted model, not a curated record. Lineage: Eukaryota; Metazoa; Arthropoda; Malacostraca; Decapoda; Cambaridae.
CGACGGCCUAGACAGCCCAGGCUUAGGCCAGGGGCCAGCGACGGCCUAGACUGGCUCAGGCCAGGGGCCAGCGACGGCCUAGACAGCCCCAGGCUUAGGCCAGGGGCCAGCGACGGCCUAGACAGCCCCAGGCUUAGGCCAGGGGCCAGCGACGGCCUAGACAGCCCCAGGAUUAGGCCAGGGGCCAGCGACGGCCUAGACUGGCUCAGGCCAGGGGCCAGCGACGGCCUAGACAGGCCAAGGCUUAGGCCAGGGGCCAGCGACGGCCUAGACAGGCCCAGGCUUAGGCCAGGGGCCAGCGACGGCAUAGACAGCCCCAGGCUUAGGCCAGGCGCCAGCGACGGCCUAGACAGCCCCAGGCUUAGGCCAGGGCCCAGCGACGGCCUAGACAGCCCCAGGCUCAGGCCAUUGGCCAGCGACGGCCUAGACAGCCCCAGGCUUAGGCCAGGGGCCAGCGACGGCCUAGACUGGCUCAGGCCAGGGGCCAGCGACGGCCUAGACAGCCCCAGGCUUAGGCCAGGGGCCAGCGACGGCCUAGACAGCCCCAGGCUUAGGCCAGGGGCCAGCGACGGCCUAGACAGCCCCAGGCUUAGGCCAGGCGCCAGCGACGGCCUAGACAGCCCCAGGCUUAGGCCAGGUGCCAGCGACGGCCUAGACAGCCCCAAGCUCAGGCCAGGGGCCAGCGACGGCCUAGCCAACCCCAAGCCAGGGGCCAGCGACGGCCUAGCCAACCCCAAACCAGGGGCCAGGAAUGUGGAUAAUGGCGACUUUCCAGGAAAAAGUUUUAAAGUCAAAGGUAAAGAGAGAUUUUAA